Messenger RNA from Entrophospora sp. SA101, 2031 nucleotides. The record is from the annotation of a GenBank genome assembly. NCBI's taxonomy places the organism in Eukaryota, Fungi, Glomeromycota, Glomeromycetes, Entrophosporales, Entrophosporaceae.
AUGUCUGCAUUAGAUCGACUUGUUACAAUACAGAACCAUUUAAAACAACCAACUGGCUCUAUUGACUUAGCAAAUGAACGUGCUAAUGCAAAAUUUGAUGUUAAACAAUUACAUUGGUUGUUUGAAGGUGGAAAGGAAUAUUCUGAUGCCUUGGAUUUAGCGUAUCAAAUAAUUCAACGUGAUCCAGAUUUAUAUAUGACUGCUGGUCACAAUUUUGAUUUAACUAGACCAGAAGAGCGCGAACACGUUGCACGACAAAUUCGACGUUUCAAAGAAUUGGAAAAAUCAUUAAAUGAUCCAUUGUUAUUGGAAGCUUUAAAGAAUGCUUUAUACAUGUAUUCUGCAAGUUAUAAAAUGAAAGUAUAUGUUAACGAUGUUUUAUUUUAUCAGACAUUUAAAAUAUUUGGUACACCAGAACAAUAUGAUAAAUGGACAGAUGAUGUUAAAAAUUGGCGUAUUGUUGGUUGUUUUGCAAUGACCGAACUGGGUUACAGCUCUUUUAUUCGUGGGUUAGAAACAACUGCAACAUACAAUCAAGCGACAGAUGAGUUUAUAAUUCAUUCACCAACAUUAAUGUCAACCAAAUGGUGGAUUGGAAUGGCUGGUCAGACUGCAACACACUCAUCUGUACUUUGCCAAACUAUUGUCAAUGGAAAAGAUUGUGGUUUAAAUUGGUUUAUUGUACCAUUACGUGAUCAUGAAACAGCAAAACUAUUACCAGGUGUUACUGCUGGAGAUUUAGGAGCAAAAUCUGGACGUAAUGGAUUGGAUAAUGGAUGGAUACAAUUUUCUUGUGUUCGUAUUCCACGUGAAAAUAUGUUGAUGAAAUGGUCAAAAGUUACAAGAGAUGGUAAAUUCACACCCUCGCCUAAUCCUGCUAUAUUUUAUGCAACACUUAUUUGUGAAAGAUUGGCAUGUUUACCAGCUGUGAAGAAUUUUCUCUCACAAGCAUUAACUGUUGCUUGUAGAUAUGGAUGCGUUAGAAGACAGGGUCCAAAUAAGGAAAAAAUCAUGGAUUAUCAAACACAUUAUGUUAGAUUGAUGCCUUGUGUUGCAAGUGUUUAUGUUUUCAACGUUGUUAAUAAACUUGUUAGUAAUAGAUGGGAGGAAAUUUUAAGUUAUACACAAACAAAUCAACAAGAGUUUCUUAGAAAUAUUGGCGAUAUCCAUGUAAUAUCAUCAGGAAUUAAAGUAACAUCAACAUGGUGGGGAUGUGAAGUUUUAGAAAGAUGUAGACGUUCAUUAGGUGGACAUGCUUAUUCAUCAUAUAAUGCUAUUGGUGGCGCUAUUGAUGAUUUUGGUGGUGGAGAUAAUUAUGUACUUAUACAACAAACAGCGAAGUAUUUGUUGGAAGCUAUAAAAGAUGUUUUUGAGGGAAAGAAAGUCCAUGGAUCUGUUAAAUAUUUGAAUAAUUAUAAUAAAUAUAUUGAAGCUUCAAAGAGUAAUUUAACAAGUCUAGAACAAUUAUUAGAUUUGUAUUAUAGUUUAGAAAUGUAUACUUGGCUUGUUGUUAAAAGGAUAAAAUUCCUAGCAAGUGUAAAAAAUAUAACAACAGAUUCAAACAGAUGGAAUGAGAACCAAGUAUAUUUGGUGAAAUUGGGGGAAAUCUAUACACAUCAAUAUAUGAUGUCAGAAUAUAUUAGAGGCCUGGAAAUCUAUAGCCAGAGCACCACUACAGAAUACAAAAACUUAUUGCCAAUCUUGACAGAUUUAGGUCGAUUAUGGUUUAUACAUGUGAUUCAUGACUCAUUGGAAUUGUAUUUGGAAGAAGGGUAUUUCACCAGAGAACAAGUUGAUUUGGUAAGAAGGGCUUAUUUAGAUUUGUGCAAGCAGUUAAGAGAACAGGUUAUACCACUUGUUGAUGCUUGGGGACUGCCUGAUUUUAUUAUUAAAGCUCCAUUAGGAAGAUAUGAUGGUGACAUUUAUACAGCAUACUUUGAUGUAAUUAGAUCUGCACCUAAUUGUAUUGGUGUACCAAAAUAUUGGCAAGAUCAUAUUAAACCAUUAACUAGUUCUACCACUAAUUUCUAA